AUGUAUGCAAAUACAGGGCUAGGCCUGGGCUCCGAGUUGUUCAUUCCAGAGCUGAGGUCCAAUAGACCUUUAUUGAGGUACUUAGCAGAUCCUAGAGGCCCUAGUACAUCUCAUCCAGUUCCACCCUGGCUGAAUGGCAUGGGAAUUAAAAUAUUCUGGACGAUCGAAGAUGUGAUGUCAAACCAACUUGAGAGUUGGAUGAUGGCAGUGAUGGUGGUGGUAGCGACAGCAGAAGAGGGGGGGAUUUCUUUGGAGGGUAAUGGAAUGUUGGAUGGUGAUCAACAUGCAGAGGGUGGACAAAAUGCCCAAAAAGAUGCGAGAAAGUUGAAUGACUCGCCCAUCCGAUUUACGGUGAUUUUAUGGCUGGAAGUUGUCAUUUGGUUGGCAUCAGCUUGGGACCAUCAUAAGCUAGGCAUUCUGUUUCUAAUCUAUCUCCUUACUCUUGAUGCCAGGUUCUGUAAUGACAAAGGCAAUGGGCCCGGACUGCGCCUGUGUGCCCAUGCGGAAAACUCUGCUUCUAUGCCUCAUGUUUUAAAGUACGGAUCAGUGACAAUGAUCACGACAAUACAGGUGGAACAGAAUAGAGGUAAUACAUAUACUAUUUUUGUUUACCGUCACACUUAUACUACACCAACCAUCGAACUCAACGACCGUCAUCCAGUAAAUUCACGUGCCUGUCUCAGUUCCUGCCAAGGACCCAUCAACCAUAGUCUGAAAACGAGACUUCUUUUGGAUGACAGGAUCUAG
Molecule: messenger RNA, 747 nt
Organism: Desarmillaria tabescens
Lineage: Eukaryota; Fungi; Basidiomycota; Agaricomycetes; Agaricales; Physalacriaceae
Exons: 9
Coding region: 1-747 (248 amino acids)
Source: RefSeq, a predicted model, not a curated record